AUGACAGAAAAUGGCUUGCAGGACUUAUGGUCAGAAUAUAAUUUCGCUACUGUUCUUUGUAUGGAUCGGUGUAAAGAAGGUUUUAAGCUUGGCUCUGAUGAAGAUAUAUGUGUUGAUGUAGACGAGUGUCUGAGUUCUCCUUGCAAGCACAAGUGUAACAAUGUAGACGGUAGCUACACGUGUGGGUGUAACGACGGUUACGUGCUUGGAGCGGAUAUGACGACAUGUGAAGACGUCGACGAGUGUCAAAAUACAUCAAACCAGUGUUCUCAGUUAUGUAAUAACUCAGUAGGCAGCUACAACUGCAACUGUCGCGAAGGAUACACGUUACAAGACGACAGAUUUUUGUGCGUGGAUGUCAACGAAUGUGCUUCACACUUGAAUAAAUGCUCACAAAUGUGCGUAAACACGGAAGGCGGCUAUAAAUGUAGCUGUCAUGUUGGUUAUGUGAUGGACACAAAGAUUGGAGACUGUGUUGAUGUAGACGAGUGUCAAACUACAACACACAACUGCUCCCAGUUAUGUAACAACACAGUAGGCAGCUACAACUGCGACUGCGAUAGAGGAUAUAGUUUACAAGACAACCGAUUUACCUGCGUGGAUGUCGACGAAUGUGCUUCACACUUGGAAAACUGCUCACAAAUUUGUGUAAACACGGAAGGCGGCUAUAAUUGUAGUUGUCAUGUUGGUUAUGUGAUGGACACAAAGAUUGGAGACUGUGUUGAUGUAGACGAGUGCCUGAGCUCUUCUUGUCAACAGGUUUGUACAAACUUCAACGGCUCCUACAGCUGUGGAUGUUACCAUGGAUACACGUUGUUUUCAGAUAACAAAACUUGUGUGGAUAUAGACGAGUGUCAAACUACAACACACAACUGCUCCCAGUUAUGUAACAACACUGUAGGUGGUUACACCUGUAGCUGCCAUCAAGGUUAUGAGUUACACAACGACAGCAGAUUUCUCUGUGUGGAUGUCGACGAAUGUGGUUUAGGAACUGACAACUGUUCUGAUGGUUGUAAAAACACGGCCGGUAGCUACGUGUGUACAUGUAAGGACGGCUAUCACAUUGACCCACACGAUCCGUUUACCUGUGUGGAUAUGGAUGAGUGUCAACAAGACCGACACAAUUGUACACAAAAUUGUACAAAUUCUAUUGGUUCGUACGUCUGUAGUUGUUUCCAUGGUUACCGUUUAGACAACAACGACAACGUCACUUGCUUGGAUAUCAACGAGUGUAAAGAAAACUUACACACCUGUGAAAAUACCUGUGUCAACACAUUAGGUUCUUACACCUGUACCUGCCCACUAGGUUACCAACUUGACCAAGAUGGUAGCUCCUGUGUCAAGACCAGAUCACAACCAUAUUGUCCCUGCUCCUGUAGGACUCAGACCAGAAUCAACAUGUCCAGUACUCUAAUGGCCGUUCAGAAAGUAAUUGACCAGAUCAAAAAGAACUUGACCGUUGAGACUCACGACCUGUCGUCCUACAUACGGAGCAAGACUUCCGCUACAGACGACAGAAUGUCGUCAGAGACAGUCGGUUUAUUUGGCGCCAUUUUGUUCGCGAUCACCGUGGGAGUUGUAGUAGUUCCUGACGUCAUCACACUCAUAAAGUUCCUGCUCUCAAAGCUGAGGCUUGUCUUUAGAAAUAACGUCGUCAAUGUUCAGUGA
This is a messenger RNA of Physella acuta, 1668 nucleotides long. RefSeq names its product matrilin-2-like. Lineage: Eukaryota; Metazoa; Mollusca; Gastropoda; Physidae. The record is from RefSeq and is a predicted model, not a curated record. Gene Ontology annotation, molecular function: calcium ion binding.